Messenger RNA from Daphnia carinata, 2988 nucleotides. RefSeq names its product pescadillo homolog. The coding region runs from base 109 to 2859 and encodes 916 amino acids. The transcript is spliced from 13 exons. Gene Ontology annotation, molecular function: A2-type glycerophospholipase activity; RNA binding. The record is from RefSeq and is a predicted model, not a curated record. Lineage: Eukaryota; Metazoa; Arthropoda; Branchiopoda; Diplostraca; Daphniidae. Gene Ontology annotation, biological process: phospholipid metabolic process; maturation of LSU-rRNA from tricistronic rRNA transcript (SSU-rRNA, 5.8S rRNA, LSU-rRNA); ribosome biogenesis. Gene Ontology annotation, cellular component: PeBoW complex; nucleolus.
CUUGAUAAAGUUUUGGCUUCUCGGCGCACGUGGUCCGAACAAAUACGCAGUAGGGUCCCGUUUGAAAGUGAUCUGUUAAAUUCAAUACAUAACUAGCAGAUACAAAAAAUGGGUGCACCGAUGAAGAAGAAGUAUGAGGCCGGGGAAGCCACUAAAUACAUUACAAGAGCUCAAGCUUUAAAGAAGUUGCAAUUGAAUUUGAAAGACUUUCGUCGUCUCUGCAUCUUGAAGGGAGUUUACCCACGAGAACCAAACAACAGGAAAAAGGCUCAGAAGGGAAAACUUGACAAAAAGACUUUGUACUAUCUUAAAGACAUCAGAUUCUUGAGUCAUGAGCCUCUAAUAUGGAAGUUCAGAGAAUUCAAAGUUUUUAUGCGAAAAAUAAAGACAGCAUUGGAAAAGGGUGAUAAAGAAACCGUUGCACGACUGAAAGAAAACAAGCCCAGCAUGAAGUUGGAUCAUUUGGUUAAGGAAAGAUAUCCUACAUUUAUGGAUGCCCUGAAUGACCUGGAUGAUUGCUUAACUCUGUGUUUUUUCUAUUCAACAUUGCCUCGAGACACCAAAGUCCCAGCAAAUCUAAUUUCACUCUGUCGAAGGUUGACAGUAGAAUUUUUACACUAUGUUAUAGCUGCCAAAGCUUUGCGCAAAGUCUUUAUUUCUGUUAAAGGCAUAUACUAUCAAGUAGAAAUCAAAGGCCAGCCUGUGACUAUUCUUAUUAAUCAUCAACGAGGCUUCAAGCCUACUACCGCAUCUGAUGUGGAUUACAGAAUCAUGACCAAUUUCGUCGAUUUUUACACAUCGAUGCUUGGAUUUAUAAAUUUCCGACUCUAUCAUUCGAUUAAUCUUCAGUAUCCACCAAAGCUUCCCGGAAUUACUGUUAAAGAAGAUGCAACGGAUGAAGAUGCGGUUGAAGAAUAUAACGAACUAGUGGCUGCUUUGAAUUCAAGCCUUGUUACAAACGUACCCCAGGCCGAAGAAGAAGUUCAGAUCGACGAAUUUCCUUCGGCUGAAGGAGCAGAAAAACUUGAGGAAGCGAAAAGGGAAGCUGAAGCAAUCGAGCGACUUCAAAACCUCUUUAAAGGUUUAAAGUUUUUCAUUAGCCGUGAGGUUCCACGCGAGUCCGUAGUUUUUGUGAUCCGGUCGUGUGGCGGUGAAGUUUCGUGGGAUUCUUCCAUAUUUCCUGGUGCAACAUAUGAUGAAACUGAUGAAAGCAUUACUCAUCAGGUUGUUGAUCGACCUUCGGUUGAGAACCAAUAUCUUUCACGUUAUUAUAUUCAGCCUCAAUGGUUAUUUGACUGCAUUAACUUCCGCCGGUUACUUCCAGUUGAAGAUUAUUUCAUUGGGGCUAAUCUGCCGCCUCACAUUUCGCCCUUUGUCACUGAGCGUCUGGGUGACUACAUUCCCCCUGAGCGACAGAUGCUCCUGGCGCUACAACGUGGAGAAUCUCUACCAGCUGAACAAGAGGAAGAAGAGGAGGAGGAGGAGACUGAGGACGAUAGCAGUGAUGAAGAGGAGGAAGAAGGCAAAGUUGAAAAGAAAGAACCCACAAAGUCCCAAGUGGUUAACGAGAAAAAAGGCAUGAAAGUAUUGAGGGGCCGUGUGGAAAUGCCAGACGUUAAAGGCAUGGAUGAAGAAGAGAAGGAGCACUACAAAUUCCGCGAGUUGAUGAUUCGUAACAAAGAUAAACGACUCUACCGUUCUAUGAUGAAAAAUCGUAAGAACCGUGAACGAGAAGCUAAACGUUUGGAGAACAAGCGCAAAUACCACGAGAAAGAAGAAAAAAGUCUCAAAAAGGCGUCUUCAGGAAAAGAAUUGACCGCGAAAUGGUCCAUUCAACCUCUGACUACGACCUCAGACACGCAAAUCAAGAAAAUGAAGAUGGCUACCGAAUCAUCGGCUAAUGACACCAACAACCAUGCCGCGGUCGAAGCCACCAUCGAUAAUGGUAGCAACAGUUCCGGGCCAUCUCCUUCGUCUGGUUGGAGUCGCUUAUUGAGGAAGUUCUUCGACCGCCCUUCUUCCCAGCAGAAACAUGCUGACAAGAACCGCAUUAUUUUGGAGAACCUUAACAACAUUCAAGCUAAUCCAGAAACAGCCAAUACUACUUCCAACGUAGCCUUUCACGACGAGGAAACGGUGGCUAUUAUUACCUACGUUAACAAGAACGUUAACAGCUGCAAACUGAUGGAAGUCAACUACCAUUUCCAAGCAGUGGAAGUGUUGAAGAACUUGUCGGUUUUCAUGCCCAUUUACCCAGUCGAUACUCGAACCAUGGUAAAUCUAAUAAAGCAAUGCCAGUACCUCAGGGGACCAGUCGAAUCGAGUGGAAGAGGAUGGACAUCUAGAUCCAUGAGAUCAGAAAAUUCGACUUCCUCCAGCUCCUGGACGACUUUUGUCACGACUAUUGUUCCAGGAACGAAAUGGUGUGGUCCAGGAGAUGUUGCCCAGUCUUACGAUGAUCUGGGUGCUUUGGUCGAAGUGGACAAGUGCUGCCGGGCACACGAUCAUUGUCCUAUUAAAGUGAAAGGUUUCGCCAGCGCCCAUGGCCUGAUGAAUCUGUCCUUCUAUACCAAAUCUCAUUGUGCAUGCGACGACGAAUUCUUUAGCUGCUUAAAGGCACUUCCGACUCCAGUAUCUCGGAUGAUAGGCAAUCUCUAUUUCAACGUAAUCCAAAUGCCGUGCGUUGACGAGCUUCAGUUGGCCGUUGCAGACGGGCUACCCAAACCCAAACUAGAAAUUUUGCAACCGGAGUUGUGUACGGCAAAAAUCUCAAGGAGCGGAGAAUGCACUGGGCCUUCUGUCAGGAGGCCUUUCCAGCCGAGACCCUAUAAAUUCGUCACUAUUAACCGUGUAUUUUAAUUUGAUUCUUAGUCCCCUGCAAUUUCCUCUCUAAGUAACGACAAAAAAAACAAAAAAAAAAAAAAAAAAAAAAAAAAGAACUUUAGUUGUUCUCGCAUCCUCAAUAUACUGACGGAUUUUUUUCCACCA